AUGAGUUCAGAAAUAUUACCGUUGACGACAUUGGCCAAGCAAUUGGAAUAUUGUGAAGGGUCCCAAUUUCAAUUAAUCUUAAAGAAAUUAACAUCACCUGCAUACAUUGAUGAACAAUUAUUGAAAACUGAGUUACCGCUGGUGGCUACAAAGAUUCAAAAACUCCUACGCUCAAACCAAGAUUAUGAUAUAUGGAAAGGGUGUCAUGCUUCUGUGGUGCUUUGUUCUUAUAACCCAUUAGCGCUAUGUGUUCAUGGUGGUCAGUUAUUAACGGUUAUCUAUUCAAGAUUGGAACAAAAAACGGAAUAUCACUCAGCAUCUUCUGAAGCAUUUUCUGAAAAGAUUGUUCUAAAAUCUCUAACUUCUGCCCUAUCGAUUCUUAUGGAUUUAAUGAGAGGAAAGCCAACACUUUCAAGAGAAAGUUUGGUUCCUAAAUUGAAAGCCAUUAUACCGUGUUUGGUGGAUUUAACAGCGCUAGAACCUGAAUUAUGCUUACCAAUUUUGAAAGAAUUACUUCUGAAAAAUUCUACCACUUUUAGACCCUAUGCUAACAAGUACCGCCAAGUACUAUCCAAACUGAUCUCUCAGGAAUAUGGAAAUUUAGACCCUAAUGUUCAAUCUUUAGUUUGUGAAAAUUAUGCAUAUUUGCAUUUAAUUAAAUUGCAAGCUCAAAAUUCCCAAGAUGAACAUCAGGCUCACCAUAAGCCAUUCCACGAUGAAACUUGGAGAAUUGGGAUUUUGAGCAUUUUGGCACAAUUCAAACCAAUAUUAGAGUUAUGCGAUGAAAUGUUGGAUUUGGAUCAUGACCAGGAUUUGAAGAAAUUGAUUAAAAGUUUACAAUACGAUAAUCUUUAUCCUACAGAUUUACCUACAUCUGAUAAAUUGUUACCAGGUCUAAAAGUUGAUUUAAACGAACCAAUGACUUUAUGGGAAAUACCUCAAAGACUGAAUCUUUUGAUAGAUCUCCUAUCACCAUUUUUAAGUCUACCAACGCCAUAUGCUGUGAGAAUCCCCUUGGGUGCGUGUAUCUCGGUUUUUGAAGGUUUGCUGGGUAUGACUAGAAACUUCUUACCAUUGAGACGUGAGAUUCGUCGUGAUGCAGAAUUGGUAUCUGUCAUCUAUGACGUUUUAUCCCAUGUACAAUUUUCAGGUGUAAGGCUCUUGAACGUUUUGGUACAGAAUUUUGGUAAAUGUUGCCUUUCCAUGUUACCAUCCAUUCUAGGUUCAUUAGAGUUUUUCAUUCCAUUACAAUUGAAAUCUAAAAGUAUUGAUAUUAAAAGAUGCAAGUUGAUGAAAAGUGAAUUUUUGCAAUAUUUUCAAUUGCUAAAUUCAAUUUUCCCACACAUUGGUUAUCAACUACAAGAAUUAGAUUUCUUUCAAAAAUUAGUUGAAGUGGCUCUAGCAUUAUCAGAAGAUGAGAAUUUGGCUAACCUUUUGACCAACGAGGGACCCGCUAAAACUCAAUCAAACAAGGCAGGUAAGAAGCAAAGAAAGGAUAAUUCUGUCGGUGCACUAUCAGAUAUGUAUACACAUGCUGAUCAAUUCAUCCUAAGAACAUCACUUGCUUGGUAUGAUCAAAUCAAUCUAUUCUUAAGUGGAUUGUUAAGCAAUUUGAAGUUGCCCUCAAGUCAACAAGUGAAAAUUAUCAGAUAUGGUGUUCAAAAAUCCUUGGGUUGGAAGCAACAAGUGGGUCAUAUACCUGAAAGUUUUGUUGAACUUUUGAGGGCUAUAGUGGUUAACCCAGGCAAUGAGCGUGUAUCCAUACUGCCAAUUGCAGUCUCGCUAUUAAAGGGUUCUAGUGAUGAGCUCUUCGAUCUAUUGUGCCACCCCAGAUUACCCGUGAACUUGAUUCAUAACGUUAAGGGAUUAGCCAAUUCCAUUGAAGAGCAGAACCAAGAGGAACUACUAUCAAAUGAGGAUUUGGAAGAAGCUGCAGAUGAGCCGGAAGAAGAGGAAAGCCAGGAAAAAGAGGAGAAUGUAGAAAUUGAGUCCAAUACAAAGAGACAAAUCCCCGAGACUGAAUCAGAACCCGAACCACCUAAAAGACAAAGAUUGAAUACAAAUGUGCCGCUUUUCCAAGCUCAAAAUACUGAAAUCCUCAAGGUUGACAACGAGCCACCAGUUGUUUUGAAGGAAGAAAAACAAGUUGAAGUGGUUCAAGAACAGCAACCUGCUUCUGCUCAAGAAGAAGCAUCUGAUAGUGAAUCAGAAAUGGUCAUUCCUCAAAUUCAGCUCAGCGAUGACGAUGAAGAGUAA
Molecule: messenger RNA, 2256 nt
Organism: Zygosaccharomyces rouxii
Lineage: Eukaryota; Fungi; Ascomycota; Saccharomycetes; Saccharomycetales; Saccharomycetaceae
Gene: RIX1
Product: Rix1p
Exons: 1
Coding region: 1-2256 (751 amino acids)
Biological process (GO): rRNA processing
Cellular component (GO): nucleus
Source: RefSeq, a predicted model, not a curated record